Molecule: messenger RNA, 3167 nt
Organism: Camelina sativa (false flax)
Lineage: Eukaryota; Viridiplantae; Streptophyta; Magnoliopsida; Brassicales; Brassicaceae
Source: RefSeq, a predicted model, not a curated record
GCUUUAUCCGUCUCUGCUCUCAGUAUCCCAAAAACAAUGGCGAAGAAGACAUUUCGCUGAAAGCUUUCUCCUCAGUGUGUCAAUGGCUUUGGUUCCGCUUAAUUUUACUGAAAUGCCACUGAGAAGCUCUCUUCCUUUGACCUCGACCUCUCGCUACUGUUCGUCUCCUUCGCUCCACGCAUUGCUCUUCUAUUCCUUGGGUGUGAAACCCUCGCGUCAUCAAAUCGUUAGGCCAUUCUCUUCGCUCCGUACGAGUGAGCGUAGCAACAACAACAGGAGCCAUAACAACCGUCGAAUUGAUAAUCGGAAUCAUAAACCUAGUCCUCCUUGGAUCGAUAAGUGGCCUCCCUCAUCCUCCGAAGCUCGCGGUGAUCAUGUCGGCGAAAAACACGGCGGAGCUAAGAUUCGGUCGGCGGAGGAGGAAGCUGAAGCGAAGCUUCGGUAUCUGGAGCGGGGUAAAGGACAAAACGCGAUUGAUAGGAUUGUUCUUCGGCUAAGGAAUUUAGGAUUAGGUUCGGAUGAUGAGGAGGAUGUGGAAGAUGACGAGGGAGGUGGAAUUAACGGCGGUGAUGUGAAGCCGGUGACUGGAGAAGAGAGAUUGGGGGAUUUGUUGAAGAGAGAGUGGGUGAGGCCUGAUAUGAUGCUUGCUGAGGGAGAAGAGAGUGAGGAAGAGGAUGAGGUGUUAUUGCCAUGGGAGAAGAAUGAGGAAGAACAAGCGGCGGAGAGAGUUAAAGGAGAAGGAGGAGCGGCGGUGAUGAUGAAGAGGAGAGCUAGAGCUCCAUCACUGGCGGAGCUUACGGUUGAGGAUUCUGAGUUACGUCGGCUGAGGAGGGAUGGAAUGUAUUUGAGGGUAAGGAUUAAUAUACCAAAAGCUGGGCUAACGCAGGCUGUGAUGGAGAAGAUUCAUGAUACGUGGAGGAAAGAAGAACUUGUGAGGCUCAAGUUCCACGAAGUGCUUGCUCGUGACAUGAAGACGGCCCAUGAGAUUGUUGAGCGUCGAACUGGUGGAAUGGUGAUAUGGAGAGCCGGAAGUGUAAUGGUGGUUUACCGUGGACUUGACUAUCAAGGACCUUCUGUGAUCUCUAAUCGAGUGGCCGUACCUAAAGAGACUCUUUUUGUCCCUGAUGUAUCGUCUGCUGGCGAUGAAGCAACAAAUGCCAAAGAUAACCAAAGUCCACCUUUGGUAAUCAGAGACCCGAUCAUCAAGAACCCUAUUCGCAAGGAGAAUAUGACAGAAGAAGAAAUCGAAUUUAACAAUCUAUUAGACAGCUUAGGCACACGUUUUCAAGAAUGGUGGGGUACUGGGGUGCUACCUGUGGACGCUGACUUACUACCUCCUACAAUUCCUGGUUAUAAAACACCUUUCAGGCUUCUUCCUACUGGGAUGAGAUCAAAUUUGACCAAUGCUGAAAUGACAAAUCUCAGGAAGAUUGGUAAAACUCUCCCAUGCCAUUUUGCUCUUGGCAGGAACAGAAAUCACCAAGGAUUGGCAGCUGCGAUACUCCAGAUCUGGGAGAAAAGUCUGAUUGCAAAGAUCGCUGUGAAGCGAGGUAUCCAGAAUACAAAUAACAAACUGAUGGCGGAUGAGCUGAAGGCAUUGACAGGAGGUGUCUUGCUGCUCAGAAAUAAGUAUUACAUUGUAAUAUACCGUGGGAAAGACUUCCUUCCUUCAAGUGUUGCAGCUACUUUGGCAGAAAGACAAGAAUUAACUAAAGAGAUUCAAGAUGUCGAAGAGAGGGUAAGAACUCGCGACAUUGAGGCUAUUCAGCCUGUUGGUGACAUGGUACCGGCAGAAAGACAAGAAUUAACAAAAGAGAUUCAAGAUGUCGAAGAGAGGGUAAGAACUCGCGACAUUGAGGCUAUUCAGCCUGUUGGUGACAUAGUUUUGGCAGAAAGACAAGAAUUAACAGAAGAGAUUCAAGAUGUCGAAGAGAGGGUAAGAACUCGCGACAUUGAGGCUGUUCAGCCUGUUGGUGACAAAGUACCAGCAGAAGCUGGCACUCUGGCCGAGUUUUAUGAGGCUCAAGCCCGAUGGGGGAAAGAAGUAACUCCAGACCAUCGAGAAAAGAUGAUUGAAGAGGCUUCAAGGGUGGCAAAUACGAGAGUUGUUAAGAGAAUCCAGCACAAACUAAACCUUGCCCAAUCGAAAUUUCAACGAGCAGAGAAACUGUUGUCCAAAAUAGAAGCCUCUAUGAUUCCAAAUGGACCUGAUUAUGAUCAAGAGGUCAUCUCCGAGGAAGAAAGAGCUAUGUUCCGAAAAGUGGGGUUGAAAAUGAAGGCAUACUUACCCUUAGGUAUCCGUGGUGUUUUCGAUGGAGUCAUCGAGAAUAUGCAUCUGCACUGGAAGCACAGAGAAUUGGUGAAGCUUAUAUCAAAACAGAAGGUCCUUGCAUUUGUUGAGGACACGGCUCGGUUACUGGAAUACGAGAGCGGUGGAGUUCUUGUGGCAAUAGAAAAGGUUCCUAAAGGAUUUGCUCUUAUCUAUUACCGUGGGAAGAAUUACAGGAGACCCAUUAGCUUGAGACCAAGAAAUCUUCUGACAAAAGCAAAAGCAUUGAAACGAUCCAUCGCAAUGCAACGCCAUGAGGCCCUUAGUCAGCAUAUCUCUGAACUGGAGAGAACAAUAGAGCAAAUGCAAAGCGAACUUACCGCAAAGAACCCGUCAUACAAUGAAUCAGAAUGGGAGAACGAUGAAGAUGAUGAUGAUGAUGACGAGGAUGAGAAAGAUGAUGUGGAGGAUAAUGAGAGUGAUUGGGAUGAAAGUGACGGCGAAUCUGCUAUUUCUAGUAUUGAAGAAGCUGAUAAUUCAUCUCGCUAAGCUGAAAGUGUUUUGACACAUGCGUUGUCCUAUCUCAGGAGGUUGAAGCUGACGAUGAGAUAUCACAGAAAUGGUUCUUUACACUGACUGGAAAAGAAAAAAAACAAGUGCCGAUUCAUUGUCGACGUGUAUAAGGUAAAGUCUCUUGUUGCAGAGAUCACAAAAUCUUCGGAGUUCAAAAAGCAGAACCUGUCAGUCUUUCAGCCUAGGCCGUGGGGAAAAAAGUAGCAUCUAUAUACAGUUUUUGUUUCAAAUACAUUUUAAGUUUUGCCAGUGUAUCAUCAUUAUAUCAAAAAAACUAUUGUAAUUUAAUCAAAUGUAUAUCAGGAAGGUAGUGCCCAUGUCUUAA